UUGUUUACCGGGGAGGAGAGAGCCGAACCGCGCGCCCGGGCUGCCGGCUGCUCUUCGCCCUCCGCGCCGAGGAUGCUGCGCGGGGGCCCGCGGCGGGCGGCAGCGCUGGGCGCCGUGCUGCUGGGCUCGCUGCUGCUGGCGGCUGCCCGCGGCGCCGAGGAGUGCCUCCGCGGCAACGGCGCGUCCUACCGCGGAAGCCGGCAAGUGGCCUCCGGCGGUGCCCCGUGCCUCAACUGGCUGCUGGUGCGGAGCGGCCCCGGCGCCGCGCUCCCGGCAGCAGUCGCCGAGGACCACAACAGCUGCAGGAACCCGGACGGCGAUGCCGCGCCCUGGUGCUACGUCCGAGGCGCCGCCGGGGACCCCGAGCGAAGACCCUGCGACAUCGCCCAGUGCUCAGCAGAGGCUACAGCUGCUCCAGCACCAGUCCCUACCACAGAAGUUGGUGCUUCUCAGGACGUCGACCAGGUGUUUGAACCAGCCGAUACUUUGCCCUCCCGGAGUGAAGCAGCCGCUGUUCAGCCUGUUAUUGGGAUCAGCCAGAGAGUGCAGAUGAACUCCAAAGAAAAGAAGGACUUAGGGACACUAGGGUAUGUGCUGGGGCUAAUCAUGAUGGUGAUAAUUAUUGCCAUCGGAGCUGGCAUUGUCGUGGGAUACAUCUAUAAGAGAGGGAGAGAUCUGAAGGAAAAGCACGAGCAGAAAGUUUAUGAGCGUGAGAUGCAGCGCAUCACGCUGCCGCUGGCGGCCUUCACCAACCCCACCUGCGAGCUUGUGGAUGAGAACACCAUCGUGGUCCACACCAACCAGACACCCGUGGAGGACAGGCAGGAGGGCAGUGGGCCACUGAUGGGGCAGGCAGGCACGCCUGGGGCCUGAGCAGCUUGGGCAGGAGUGAGCCAGGCUGAGCAAAGCCUCCAGCGUCCCACUGUGAGUGCAGGGGUUGCGUGUGUUCAUUUCUAUUUUGUUUUCUUUUCGAUGAAAGCCAGAUGAAGGUGAUGCAGAGGGGCAGAACAAUGGGCUAUUCAUCAGCAUCUGUUGAGGGGCACUGUUCAGUGUGUGACCAGCUGGGGACUGGUGUGGUGGACCCUGCUGCUUCCUCCCACCUAUCUCCAUGGCAUGCCAAGGAGCUGGGGGGGAUGGUGGUCCAGACUCACAACUGGCCACAGAUCCCAUAGCCUGGACUGUGGUCUCUGCUUCCUCUUUUUUUCUGUUCCUUUCCUGUUUAAUGGUGUGCACUGUUAACUUAAGUUUCAGCCUGGAACCCCAGGAGGGAGCACUACUGCAGGGACUGAGGGGAGCUUCAUGUCAGACUUAGCUAGAUAAUUACACUCUGAUUAUAGUUCCUGUCUUUUUGCUGUAGCAGCUGAGAGCUGGAGAUAGUAUGCAGAAUCCUGAUACUGGAUCAGAUUUUUUUCUAAAGAAGAGUUUAUUUGAGGGAUGGCUUUGGCUAGGAACAGUAUGUUUAGCUCCAGUGUCUAUUUGGAAAAGCUCUUCUCAAGCUCUUGACAAAUACAGGUCUUCCAGGGCUGAGGCCACAUCUCCAUUCCCCUCUGGUGCUACAUGCACAGUUGUAGGUGUCCAGGUGGUCUGCUCACUUACACAGAUCAGGAGACCAAAGGCUAGCAGUAGAUAGCUGUGGAGUGAAGAAAAUAAACUGCCCUUCAGUAACCUGUAGCAGGGUGAACACUGAGGAUAUGUAACAUCCUCUUCUGAAUUGCCUUGGCUUUCUGCAGAGCCAGCUCUGGACAGAAUGGCCAAGGCAGCUGUGGAGGUCACCCUGACUGACCACAGUGCAGCAGCUCUUGCUCUUAAGGGCAGGACAGGGCAGCUACUCUUGCGAGAUCCCUUAGUUAUGGCAUGGCUCUUGGCCUGGCCUCCUUCACACACACUCAGCUUCUUGCUUACAGAGCUUGGCCCUAUAAGAGAGGUUUUGUUACAACUUCUGUUAGCAUUUCAGGGGGGUUGGAAGGGAUGGUUGCUGCACUGUCUCCCCAAGGGAACCAAGGCAAGACCAGUUCAGGGAAACAUCCAUCCCCACCUCAGGGGAUUCAAGCCAUUCAAGUAAGUUUUCUAGCCAUCUGCUUUAUAGCUGUGGGCCUAACAGGGAGCAGCACGUGGCAGCAGGGGUUUUAGUGUUAAUGUUUGAGUCAGAAAAGGGAAAUGUUUUAUUUUUAAAUGCCUUUGAAUACCAUUUCUUUGUAAAAUGUUUUAAAUACCUCAUUAUGAGAAGGAGCAGAUUGUGCUACCUUGUAUUAAAGCUUACAAGAAAAAUGCUCUGUA
Messenger RNA from Colius striatus (speckled mousebird), 2277 nucleotides. RefSeq names its product phosphoinositide-3-kinase interacting protein 1 (gene PIK3IP1). The record is from RefSeq and is a predicted model, not a curated record. The transcript has 6 exons. Bases 73 to 873 code for a protein of 266 amino acids. Gene Ontology annotation, molecular function: endopeptidase activity; signaling receptor binding. Lineage: Eukaryota; Metazoa; Chordata; Aves; Coliiformes; Coliidae.